This is a messenger RNA of Symbiodinium necroappetens, 312 nucleotides long. Lineage: Eukaryota; Dinophyceae; Suessiales; Symbiodiniaceae. The record is from the annotation of a GenBank genome assembly.
AUGGUGGAAACAAAUUCUGCACAGGUGGCUUUGCUGAACUCGUUGUCGUCCACCAUGCGAUGUUCUAAAGUUGAACUGCACUCAUGUGCCGAGACACUGGUCCAAAGUUGUGACGAACACGUUGCCAAUUUUAGCCUUGCAUGCUGCUGUCAGGGCUUGCUGAAAGUCGACAGCAUUGCAAAUGUGUUGCCGGCACUAAAGGAAGUCUUGGACAUCGGAAGCCUCCGGCUUAAGGCCUCGCAGAGGUGUCUGCCCGAACGGCAAAGUGCCUGGCGCGACUCAGCGCAGUCUCACCGCCAUGAAGCGCAGUAA